Molecule: messenger RNA, 1215 nt
Organism: Spirometra erinaceieuropaei
Lineage: Eukaryota; Metazoa; Platyhelminthes; Cestoda; Diphyllobothriidea; Diphyllobothriidae
Source: the annotation of a GenBank genome assembly
AUGGGCCUAUACGGCCACAUGCGCAUCCACGAGAGCGGAAUUGACCGCAGCCUUGACACACCCACCCCGCCGAGCCUCACUCCCAAUCAAUCACCUUGCGCACCCACUAACCACUCCCCAGCCGACAUCGACGCCACCGACCUUACCACCCCUCACUCCUCCCCUUCCUCCUCCUCUUCCUCCAUCACUGCCACAACGACGGCCGCUUCGGCGUCUGUCGCCCACGACUUCACCACAGCCGAACCUGACACAACAACAGGCACAACCCCUGCAACCUUCAUCAUCAGACGUGAGGACCAGGGCUACAUCUGCCCUCACUGCGAUCGCACCUUCACUUCACGCAUCGGCCUGUUCGGUCACUUGCGAAUCCAUCGCACAGAGACCGGCGAAACAGUGCCUGGAGCACCAACCUACACCCACCGCACACACCUCCACUGCCCACACUGCCCUCGCACCUUCAGGCAUCGCAUGGGUCUAUUCGGCCACAUGCGCAUCCACGAGAGCGGAAUUGACCACAAUUCUGAUACAGCCACGACAUCCAACAUAUCCACCACGCCCAGACCCACCCUCGCUCCACCGUCACACGCGCCGACCACCACCACCACCACCACCACCACCAACACUGCUUCCCCUACAGACGACACCGACACCGCCGACCUCUCAUGCCCACAUUGUCCACGCACCUUCACCUCACGCAUCGGCCUGGUCGGUCACUUGCGAAUCCAUCGCACAGAGACUGGCGAACCAGUGCCUGGAGCACCAACCUACACCCACCGCACUCGCCUCCACUGCCCACACUGCCCUCGCACCUUCACGCAUCGCAUGGGUCUAUUCGGCCACAUGCGCAUCCACGAGAGCGGAAUUGACCACAAUUCCGAUACAGCCACGACAUCCAACACAUGCACCACGCCCAGACCAAUCCUCGCUCCACCGUCACACGCGUCGACCAUUACCACCGCCACCAACACCACCGCUUCCUCUACAGCUGGCACCGACACCGCCAACUUCUCAUGCCCGCAUUGUCCACGCACCUUCACCUCACGCAUCGGCCUGGUCGGUCACUUGCGAAUCCAUCGCACAGAGACUGGCGAACCAGUGCCUGGAGCACCAACCUACACCCACCGCUUUCGCCUCCACUGCCCACACUGCCCUCGGACCUGCACGCAUCGCAUGGGUCUAUUCGGCCACAUGCGCAUCCACGACGACCUGCGGUAG